Messenger RNA from Moneuplotes crassus, 2034 nucleotides. NCBI's taxonomy places the organism in Eukaryota, Ciliophora, Spirotrichea, Euplotida, Euplotidae. The record is from the annotation of a GenBank genome assembly.
GAUUAAGAUGAAGAGUAGAAACAAAACUAAAGGACAUCAGACUAUUCAAGAGAUUUAUGGGCCUAAGGAUACCCAAGAUAGUGCAAAUUUCUUCAUGACACAGAUUGAUAUCCACAAUAAAAGCAAAUUUCAGCCUAAAUAAUUCCUUCAAAAGAAUUAAGAAGGCUGCUGCUUUGCCGUCUCUGAGUAGAAACAGCUCCUUGCCAAGUCUAAAAUAUUAUCAGAGUCAAGCUGAAGAUAGGCCUAAGACCAUGGUUCUACAAAAGCGGAAGAAAAAGAGAAGGUUCUCAAUGGAAAGACUUAAGGAUCUCUGUCAGCCUAAGACCAAGCCAAUUACUGAGGAUGACCUGACCAACAAAGAUCUUCGUAAAAAUACAAGAGAUGAUAUUUAUGAAUACGUUAAAGAUGCUUUAGAAAACAAUAGUAAAAUUCCAAUGCUGGAUAAAAUCAAAUUUGACCAGACUUCUAAAGUUGCUAAAAUCAACGAAAGAAAUAAGAUCAAGUCUGAAAUCAUCCUUAAGAGAGCUCAUUUAAAAUAGACUUGAAAACCAGCUUUACAAGCUUGAGGUUUUGCAUGAUUCCGAGUUCAACCCAGAAAUUGGAAGAAUGAUCACUUUAAAAUAAAGCUGUUGAAAAGUCUGCUUACAAAAUUGAAGUUCUCGAGAUGGAUGCAGAUAUCCUCAACCAUAUCCUUGAUAGAACAAAGCAAAGCCUGCUCAAUAGGAAACGACCUGUCCAAGAGAAGGAAAAGGAUCUUCAGAUCAUGCAGAAAACCAUUGGAAGCAUGAGAAAAGAAACUGCUCUCAUCAUGAAUGAUAAAAACAACAUUGACAAAGCAAAUGAACGGAUAUUGAAGAAGUUUACGGACGAGAACAAGCAUUUCACAAAUGCUUUUGAAGGCUACAUUAAAGAAUUUAAACAGAUCACUUUAGUAGAUGCCCUUAAAACUCAGAUAAAAGAUGUCUCCAAGAAGAAUAAAGAAGAGAGACAGAAGAAAAUCUAUAAUGCUAAUUUAGCCAAGAACGGCCUCAAGCAGAUCAGGAAGGAAGAAAAUAGAGCAAAACUUGAAGAAAAUAUUGAAAAACUUCGAAAAUAAUCAAAACCUCUUCGCUAAGAUUCAAUCUAAGUGUAAUGUAAAGGACAUUCACGACCUGAACGAUUACCAUAAGUAUCUUCAAGAUACCAAUGUGCAUCUGGAGUAUCAAAAAUAAGGUGAUGGAGGAGGAAAAAUCUAAGAAAGAAAAGAGGCUUCAAAGAUUAACUGAAAUUCUUGAGAAGAAAAAGUUCUCCACGAAUUCUAACAGCCAGUACAAUAAAAUUGAAGUUGAGCACACUCUCAAGUGCAUUCAAGAGGAAGGUGCUUAUGUAGGCCCCCAUUUUGAUGAUUAUAUUAAUGAAGAUGAUCAUACACGAAAGGAGUUCAGAAAAAGAAGGCUAGAGAAACUUAAAGUUAUCCAAAAUUCAUGAGUAAUGCUGAUAUAUAGACUCUCAACUCAGCUGAAGCUUGGGGUUGAUAUCACUGAUAAGAACUUGGUGGGAAGACUUACUUCUAUUGGACUACAUUUAGAACAUAUAAUGGCUACUCUAUCAAAGGACAAACAGAAAUUGUACAACUUAGAGAGUAUUAAUACUGAUACUAGUAGCCAGUUCCCACCUGAGUUCAUGAAUAUUAAGUAUUUUUAUGCUCAAGAACCUAAAAAUGUCUCUGUAGUUGAAGAAAAAGAUGAAAAGGAUGAAGAAGUGAGUUAUAUCCAAAAAGGAUAUCAAAAGCGUAGAGAAAAGAACAAGGAUUUGAAAAACUCUUUCACCUCUAGUCCAUCGUCUAAGAGCAAAAAGAAACCUACAAAAGAUUCCAAGAGAAGGUUGUCUUCCACUGAAAUUUGUAUUACAGAUCAUGAGAUUCGUCCAAUCUCUCAGAUAAUUAAAAGAGCAAGAAAAGUAUUCAUGAAGAAGCCCGAAUAAUUUUAAUUAAUACUACCAACAAUAAAAAAUAAGAUACUUGCACAUGGCAAUCUUUGUGAUGCUGUCUAGAGU